AUGGAGAGAAUUGUUCAACAGACUGAUCUUGAUGCAUUGUCUUGUAAAAUGGCGGCUGUUUCGAAGGGGUAUCUUCCUUCCAAGGAACUGCAGGAGAACGUUUGUGGUUUUUCCGAUUAUAAGACCAUCCAUUUGGAAUAUUUUAAAAGCAUUAUGAAAAAUUUGGGUAGAAGGGCCCAAGGCCAAAUCAACAGAUCUUUGCAAUCUUCUUUCCCUGUGAUGAAUUAUGGGACUUAUCUGCGAACAAUAAGCAUCGAUAUGGUAUUGCAUGAUUAUAUAUCGAAUCACAAUGAUGAUGGGUUUAUACAAAUUGUCAAUUUAGGUUGUGGUUCGGAUUUAAGAAUGAUACCUUUAUUAUCAAUUUAUCCAAAUAUGUCAUACAUAGAUAUAGAUUACGAGCCAACUAUCAAAUUGAAAGGUAAUCUAUUGGGAAACAGUGAAUUCUUUGGAAAAGUUUUACCAGCUGAUAGAUAUAGGUUAUUAUCUUGUGAUUUAAGUAAACACGAUGAGGUUAUUAACUUACUGAAGGAAGUUACCGAUUUAACCAAACCGACCAUUUUCAUUACUGAAUGUGCUUUGUGUUAUCUGAAGGAUGAUGAUGCCCAACUUCUCAUAAACUCUUUGAUCUCAACAUAUCGCAAAGCUGGUCUCUGGAUAUCUUAUGAUCCCAUUGGAGGUGGUGGAGAAGGUCCUGAUGGUAAGGAUGACAAGAACGAUAGGUUCGGUAAAAUCAUGCAGUCAAAUCUCAGGGAAACAAGAUCAUUGGAAAUGCCAACUUUAUUGAAAUAUCGGAAUAAGGAUUCCUAUUCUUCACGGUUCAAACAACUGCCUGAUGUAAAUAUAGAUGUCAGAAUUCAAAAUUUAUGGGAAUAUUUCACAAAAAACAUCUCUGAUGAAGAAAAACAAAGAUUAAAAGGUUUACAAUUCUUAGAUGAAAUUGAAGAAUUGCAAGUAAUGCAAUCGCAUUAUGUGUUACUCUCUGCCCAAUGGUAA
Molecule: messenger RNA, 993 nt
Organism: Vanderwaltozyma polyspora DSM 70294
Lineage: Eukaryota; Fungi; Ascomycota; Saccharomycetes; Saccharomycetales; Saccharomycetaceae
Gene: PPM1
Product: leucine carboxy methyltransferase
Exons: 1
Coding region: 1-993 (330 amino acids)
Biological process (GO): C-terminal protein methylation
Molecular function (GO): protein C-terminal leucine carboxyl O-methyltransferase activity
Source: RefSeq, a predicted model, not a curated record